This is a messenger RNA of Belonocnema kinseyi, 3796 nucleotides long. It is a transcript of the gene Top3alpha, whose product is annotated as DNA topoisomerase 3-alpha. The transcript is spliced from 10 exons. Gene Ontology annotation, molecular function: zinc ion binding; DNA topoisomerase type I (single strand cut, ATP-independent) activity; DNA binding. The coding region runs from base 89 to 3436 and encodes 1115 amino acids. The record is from RefSeq and is a predicted model, not a curated record. NCBI's taxonomy places the organism in Eukaryota, Metazoa, Arthropoda, Insecta, Hymenoptera, Cynipidae. Gene Ontology annotation, biological process: DNA topological change. Gene Ontology annotation, cellular component: chromosome; nucleus.
CCGGUUCGCAUAUCACGUGACUUUGGUGUUGACGGUUUAGGAUACUUAACCUUAAAGUUAUUAUAAAAUGUACAAACUGUAAAGACCCAUGCAGAGCCUGCUACGGAUUUUUUCGAGUAUAUCUUAUAGACAAAAUGAUUUUAGUAGUAUAAGGUGUUUCAUUAAUUUUACGCCAUUAUUAAUCAAUAAAAAAGACGUAAAAAUCAUGAAGGUGCUUAACGUCGCUGAAAAAAAUGACGCUGCCAAGAAUAUAGCUCACAUUAUCUCUCGCGGUGGUAGUCGAUGGAGAGAUAGUUUUUCAAAGUUCAAUAAAAUCUACGAAUUCAGUACUCAAUUAUGGAACCAAAAUUGCCAAAUGCUUAUGACUUCGGUUUCUGGGCACUUAUUGGGAUACGAUUUUGCGGGAGCUUAUCGCAAAUGGCAUGGUUGUCAUCCUUUAAGUUUAUUCGAUGCUCCGGUUAUAAAGAAUUGUCCCGAAAAUUUCCUUCCAAUUAAAAAAACCUUGGAAAGGGAAGUGAGAAGUUGCGAUGCUCUGAUAAUCUGGACCGAUUGCGAUAGAGAAGGAGAGAAUAUUGGCUUUGAAAUAAUUCAGGUGUGUCAAGCUGUUAACCCCAACAUUAGGAUUUACAGAGCCAAAUUCUCAGAAAUAACGAAUACAUCCAUAAGCAGAGCUCUUGCAACUCUUGGUGAGCCAAAUAAGGCAGUUAGUGAUGCCGUUGACGUAAGAAGUGAACUAGAUUUGCGAAUAGGUGCAGCAUUUACAAGAUUUCAAACUCUGCGACUUCAGAAAGUAUUUCCUGCAAAGUUGGGAGACAUGUUGAUUAGUUAUGGCAGUUGCCAAUUUCCAACGCUUGGUUUCGUCGUAGAAAGAUUCUUAGCCAUAGAGCGAUUCCAGUCUGAACCAUUUUGGAAAAUAAAAGUUACGGACGAUCGAGAUGAUCUCCGCGUUGAAUUCAGAUGGGCUAGAAGCAGGCUCUUUGAAAGAUUAGCUUGCCAGGUGAUUUAUGACAUCUGUCAGGAAAAUCCUGAUGCAGUUGUUGAAAAGGUGACUGGUAAACCAAAAAGCAAGUGGAGACCACUGCCUUUAGAUACCAUUGAACUCGAAAAACAAGGAUCUCGUAAGCUUCGCAUGAGUGCAAAAGAGACGAUGCAAAUAGCAGAGAGAUUAUAUACCCAAGGACUGAUUAGCUACCCGCGUACGGAGACGAAUAUAUUUCCUAAGGAAUUGAAUUUACAGCCUCUUGUUGAACAACAGUCACAAAGCCAAGCCUGGGGUGAUUUUGCUCAACGAGUUCUCGGAGAUGGUAUAAAUCCAAGGCAAGGAAAAAAGAGCGAUCAAGCUCAUCCUCCGAUUCAUCCAACCAAGUUCGUGGGAAAUCUUCAUGGGAACGAAGCCAAAGUCUACGAAUUUGUCGUAAGACACUUUCUCGCUUGCGUGGCAAAGAAUGCUGAGGGUCAUGAGACAGUCGUCGAUAUUGACAUUGCGGGAGAGAAAUUUGUAGCCAGUGGUCUGCAAAUUAUAGCCAAAAACUACUUGGAUGUGUACAUUUACGAAAAGUGGAAUGCCAAAGAGAUUCACGCCUACCAGCAAGGGCAAGUGUUUAGACCGACUAGUAUCGAAAUGCCAGAAGAAAAAACUUCCGCUCCUAAUUUGCUGACGGAAGCUGACUUGAUUGCUUUAAUGGACAAACACGGAAUUGGCACAGACGCCACGCAUGCUGAGCACAUAGAGACAAUUAAGAAAAGAGAAUAUGUUGGCUUGACAAACACCCAGCAUUUUAUGCCUGGAAAAUUGGGCAUUGGAUUAGUCAUGGGUUAUGAUAACAUGGGUUUUGAAAUGUCGAAACCGAAUCUCAGAGCUGAACUUGAAAACGACCUCAAACUGAUAUGCGAAGGACGGAAAGAUCCGAAAGAUGUCCUUGCACAGCAAAUAUCAAACUACCGUAAUGUGUUUCAAAUAGCGUUAGGUCGCGCCAAUUUAAUUGAUAGGGCUCUUGCUGAAUAUCUUGAAGACAAUCCAUUAGAUGCUCCCGAAAUCGAAUUCGCAACGCCAGGCACAGAUAUCGUGGUUUUUAAAUGCCCUAGGUGCGGCUGUGAUAUGACGCUGAAAGAGAGAAGAACACAAGAAGGAAGAUUUCUCAGCUGCAUGAAUUUUCCAACUUGCAAUAAUGCUGUGUGGUUUCCUUUGUCUGUCGAAAGUGUGGAAGUUCUCAAUGAUGUUUGCACUCGCUGUCCGGGAGGAAUGCACAAAUUGAAAUUCAAGUUUAAGCCAGGCACAAUGCCACGAUUCUUUCCUGAGUAUACAACAUGUAUCGGUGGUUGUGAUGAAAUAUUUAACGAUCAGAUGGAUAUAAAUGAACGUAAUGUUAGAAAAACAACACGACCGAAUGAUUCUGGUUACAGCAGUAACCAGAGUGUUAAUAGUACUCAAAGAAGUAGAAUUGUACAAAAUAAUCCGAGUAGUCAGAGGAAUGCGAAUACUAACAGCAGCGGAAGUUCAAGGGCCGCUUCACAAGUAAGGCCAAAUCAGGCUGCUCAAAAUGGAACUAGUAGACCUCAAACGAGGCCAGCUGAAACUGCUCGAAAUCAAAAUAAUUGGUCGGGCCCAACGAGAACUAAUCAAAACCCACCGAGUCAAAAUAGUGGUAAUAAUCAAGUCUCUAGACCAGCAAAUGUCGGAAUGGUUGCUUCGAGUUCAAAUUCUUCUUUCAAUAACUCUACGAACCAAAAUUGGGGAAACGUGGAUGGUGGAUCUACGAUUUUGUGUAAUUGUCACGAUAAUGCGAUACUUUUGACGGUUAGGAAAGAAGGACCAAAUCAAGGUCGGCAAUUUUACAAGUGUAGUAAACCACAAGGAUCCGGAUGUAACUUCUUCACAUGGGCCUCGGAUGAUGGAAAUAAUGAAACUCCAGCACGACCUCCUGCGCCUAAUAACAGACCUUUUCAGGGUGCGGAUAACAACCACCGUAAUAAUUACAAUGCACCAGGACCUUCGACAAGUUGGGGAAAUACUGGCACUGCAAACGAUUCGGGCGACAACGUUAUGUGCACGUGUAAUCAACCAGCCAGAAAAUUAACAGUUGCGAAAGAAGGGCCAAAUAAGGGAAGACAAUUUUACGCUUGUCCAAAGGGUAUCGGCAGUACUUGCAAGUUUUUCCUAUGGGCGGAUGACGAGAACACAGGUUCGAAUAACGGAGAUGAUUGGGGUGGUGGUGGUGGCGGAGGAGGAGGAGGUUGGGGUGGCGGAGGAGGUUGGGGAGGCGGUGGAGAUUGGGGAGGAUCGUCAACUGGAAGAGGCAGAGGACGGGGAAGAGGUGGAAGUUCAGGAGCUCCUAGAAAACCGCGAGCUACCGCUGGUGCCAAGAGGAAAUGCGGAAUUUGUGGAAUUGAAGGCCAUACAAAGAAAACGUGUCCGCAGAAUUCAAUGGAUCGUUAAUAAGAUUAAACUUUUAGGUAUACAGAAUAAAGUAUUUAAAAUAUUCGUUUUACUUCAUUACAUGCUCUCUAGGUAGAAUGGGUAUGUUACUUUUCGUAAUUUAUAUUCAGGAAAUAUCUAUUUUUUAUAUUUUAUAAAUUUGAACUAUAUUUAAAAUAAGCUGACACUUACAGGCUUAAAAUUACUCUAAAGAAUCGUUUACUCAGAAAUCUGUUGUCUUUUAGUAUCUACAUUUGAAGGAAUAGAUGCUUUAUUAAAAUUAUGGAAUUUAACACACCCAUGAUUAAGUAGUAAACGCUAGCGGUAAUUCUAAACAUUCUGUGCCUUCUAUAAGUGAUGUUAAUAAGUUAGUAUUGUAAA